Messenger RNA from Cladophialophora immunda, 3553 nucleotides. RefSeq lists its product as uncharacterized. Gene Ontology annotation, biological process: protein localization to prospore membrane; ascospore-type prospore membrane formation. NCBI's taxonomy places the organism in Eukaryota, Fungi, Ascomycota, Eurotiomycetes, Chaetothyriales, Herpotrichiellaceae. The record is from RefSeq and is a predicted model, not a curated record. The transcript has a single exon. Gene Ontology annotation, cellular component: prospore membrane. Bases 157 to 3429 code for a protein of 1090 amino acids.
CGCAUGAUCGAGGCUGUGGAAGCGAGUUUGAGAGGCAGACCGGAGGCGCAGAGUCCACUGCCUCUUCCUCGGAGCUCGAGGAGGAGUCGAUGUCCCUCACCAUGCUCAUGAGUAUAUUGUUAAGACUGUCAUGCUAACCUGGACUGUGGUAUAAAGAUGUCGACCUCCCGAGUGAUGCCAGUCGGCAGCACGACCGGCGCCCACGACUUCGAUGCCCUUGAUCCUGACUCGUACACCGCCCACCGACUCAAGCAUGCGUCCCCCGAGCAUCUUUACCUCACCUCCCACCGCUUUUUCAUUGGUCCGAUUCCAGAGGGAUGGCUCAACAGCCACAGAAAAGAGUGGUAUAGGCGGAGACUACAGCUUAGCACAUAUUCUUCUCGAAGAGCGAGUUUCCGCGCCGCCACCGACCAAGAUCUUCGUCAUAGGACUUUGACGGGUCUUGAAGGCCCUUCGACUGCUGCCAGGGUGAGCUUCGGCUUUCCUCAACCGGAAGAUGUCCUCGACCAAGACUCAAGCAAUGGCGAGACCACAGAUGUCGAACAAGAGGACCUGGAAGGAGAUGAAGAGCCAAUCCAGCCAAGAGAUAUAGAGCCGGUGUCUACAAAUGAUGUGCCCCGUAUUCUAGGAAUCGAUGACGAGAACGAACAGGGUGACAGAGUCCCCAAGUCUCUGCCAGUCCCUGCAGACAGAGGUCUGGAUGGUACCAACGACAAUCUAAAACCUGGGCCGAGCACAAAGAGUGCCUUGAAGUCUCCAAAACCCGACUCUUACAAAACUGCCCGUGAAGAUCCUUUUGGGGAUUCAAAAGCCACCACACCGGUAAUCAACCCACAACGCUCAGAUCAUGACACCGACAUUGCUGAGAGCAUCGGACAAGACUUUAACAGAAGGUCCAUGCAGCCAUCAGCAUCGACCCAAGACAAUCUGGAGACGAACUCGAGGACUGCUCUACUAUCCGCCGAAAAUCCAAAGCCGGACGCGAAAUCCCUGCAGCAACAUGAACCUGCACCCUUGGAUGAUGACCAGACUUACCGGCUCGCCCGGACGAGCACAGGUGUCAGGUUCAAGGUGUCGGAAGGAGUCCAACGAGGUCAGCAGAAGGUGGUCAGCAGGGCAAUUCGCGUGCAAGGCCGUGUUGCCAACAGGAGAUUGAGACGUAAUACCCUCCAAGAGGGGACUGUCGUCAAAAUGGAACGCAUGUUGGUGAGAGUGGAUAUGACCUUGCAGCAAGUCCCGGAGGAUUUUGAUGAGAAUGAGAGCAUCAAGAUCGAGACGAGGUUGCUGGAGAAAUGGCGCGAGUUCAUGGUCGUGGCAAGAAAGAGCAAGAAACAGGAUGUCGACGACUACCGACUUCAAAUCUACAAAACUCGAGUCAUCCCGGAGAUUGACGAUGAAUCAACAAAGAAGAAACCGAAGCAUGAAAUCAGACUCGAUCCCAAGACGACGCGAGUCAAUUUGUAUUCUUCUCUCGACAAGACCGUGGUAAUCUGGCAUCCGUACAGAAAAGGAACAAGGAUCAUGGUUAUGAGGCCGCGUUCGCAGGCACACUCUGUGGAGUGGUAUACCUUCCUCAGAGACGCCCUGGGCUGGGAACGGCCUUCCACUCUUCAAGUCAAUGUCCCGGACCUAGAUGUGACAUUGCGCCUGGAGAAGCCAUUCGAAGGACUUGAGACCGCUGGCGCCGAUGCUGCAGACGAGGAGACGGCUCUGGCGCGGACGGUCGCUGCCGAGAAAGCCGUUGCAGGCAAGAUCAUUUCGGAGUGCAUUGCCAUGUUGGAACGCGAUCCCGAAUGGUCGAAUGUCUUGGACGUCUGGACCGAGACUGCUAAAAUGGGUCUUGCAUGGAAGAGGUACGACAGGCUGGAAUGGGUACAUGGGGUCAACGAGCACAAGAUGUAUGGCUCCAUGGCAAUGGCCCGAUCUCAUGACCUGGAACUGCGACCGAAACAGCACUACCCUACGUCGACGUAUGGCCGAAAAGGAAAACAUCACGAGGAGCCGCCUCCCAUUGAAGGGUUCUUGAUUCGGCUGACGUCUCAGAAAGGGGUCCACAAACGGAUGGGCAAAGCGUUCUUCAAGCGAUUGUAUUUCUCGACGCACAACCAGUUUUUGAUGUUUAAUCGACCGGCGAAGGCCACCCCACCUCAUCCACCACGACUUGCGACGACCAGCGAGGGCGAAGUCCCAUCUUCGCACGAGAUCGUGGAGAAGACGCCAUUGUUAUACGAUAUCGAACCCUACAAGUUGAGUCACGGCGAUAUUUCGUGGUUGUCCUCUGGCAAUCGGAUGACUUUGCAGAGUCGCGACCGUGGUGCCCUCGAAGAGGCACGGCGGAAUGUGGCCAACAUCUUGGAAGCGGACGGAUAUAUCAACAUGUGCAAUAUUCGUAGCGUGCGCACCAUAAGAUGGGGCGCUUCUCCUGCCGAUGAAGCACUUGAGGCUGGAUCGAGUUCGGACGUCGAUUUCCACCAGGAGGUCGCUGACAGCAGGCGGGAGGACGGAUCGACGCAAGAAAUCGACGACGAUCGAGUCUUUGAACUGGUUCUCGGGAAUGGGUUGGUUGUUCGUCUGCAAGCAUACUCGAAGCAUACACGCGACGAAUGGAUCCGUCGCCUGAAAGAACUGGUUAAGUACUGGAAGCUUCGCACGGCUGCCGAGAUGGACACGUUCAAAGCGAUCCGCAAAGCCAACCUCGAACAGCUCAACGUGGACGAGGAAAUGGAAGCCAUCAUCGGUCAAUUUGCCAAGAAAUGGGAAGUCAGCCGCAGCGAAGCCAGCCCGGAACUCUACAACAUGUGCGCCAUCAGCAGCUGUCGCAGCAUUACCAUGUCGGGCUCGCUGUAUCUCAAAACGCGUCGACGAGCCACCUUCCAUCGGUGCCAGGUCAUCCUUACGGGGGGCAGAUUGCUCAUUUUCCAGUCGGCUUUGCGAAAGAGGACGGGCGAGCAGGUGCGAUUCAUCCACCAGGAGAAGCAGCAAGACGUGGACUUGAAAGAUUGCUACGUGUACAGUGGGCUGAUUGUUGACGACGAUCUCCUGUACCAGAACCGGACUUUCGAUGCGAACCACCCUGGGCUGGCCAGUCUCCCUCGCGUGUACCUUGAAGACGGAUGGACGAGCGCAGACGUCGACGUCAUGACCUGUUUUGUGGUGUGGAUGAACCGGAAAAAGGGCUGGUUCAAGACCGCCACGACCGAGGAGGCUGUCAGCGACUCUGGAGAAGAUGGAAGAAGCCGCGGACGCACCAGAGCGCGGCUUCGUAGAGUGGGGCAGUUGGGCGUGCCGGGGCGAGGGAUGGUCUUCAAGUGCCGCAGUCGGGCGGAGAGGGAUCACUGGGUGUUGAACAUUGCGAGCGAGAUUGAGCGGGUGAUUGAGCAUGAGGUCGAGGAGCUGGGCGACGAGGGCGAGUUCCGGUUCGACAAGUGAGGAUGGAAGGGGAGUGGAGAGAAGAAUGCAACCCCAGCAUUGUUGUGUUUAUCCAUAACCUAUCAAUACCCUGAUUGUUCCUUAUAUAUGGAUCUUUGUAUCAUCCAAAAUGAGAGCGUUCGCC